CAUGCAGGAUAAGUCAUCAACUGCCGAGCAGGGAAGUUCGUGACGAAUCGAAUUUACUGUAAGUUCGCUCAUCUCUAGUAAUGACUUCUCGGCUGCAGUUCGGCUCACAAUUUGGAUCACUCCUAAUAUCAAAGGGAAUAAUGAAAUGUAUAUUAGGUAAGUGUGGUCUAUGCAGCACCCUGAUAUAUAAGUGUGGUGUAUUCACUAUUGGCUCAUACAUAUCCUGCUGAAGGAACUCUGUGCAUUGCAUUUUAUUAAUAGUACAUUUAUUAUCCAAAAUGCUUAGGGUUUUUUGGAUUUUAUUUGCUUCAGAAUGAUAUAGAAGUGAAGUCACCCCCCAUGUCUGAUCAUGUCUAUAUCUCUAAUAGACCAAUUUUUCCUUUUGAUUUGUUUGGUUUCUGAUAAUCCAGAUAUCUGAGCUCUUAAACCUGUAAAUACAGUUCAACUGUCAAAUGCAUUUUCAUGAAUUUAUUCCCAACAAUUUAAUAUAUAAAAUCAUACAGUUUAGUUUACACUGCGCCAAUUGAGUGAGGAAAACGGAUGAAAUUUAUUUUUAAUUUCAUUGUUUGUUGUAUUAAAAUAAUUGAAUCUUAAUAAUCUAUUAUUAUUAUUAUUAUUACACUACUAUAAAUUGUCUGUGGUUUACCUCCUUUCAUCUUCACUUGUGAGUCAGUGACCCACACCUUGGAGCUGAAUGGUCCAUUGUAGACGUCUAUACAUGUUGUUGACUGCUUAAAGCGGUACUCUGCUGCUCAGCGUUUCCGAACGCUGGAGCCGGCUCUGGGAGCUUGUAAUGUCAUAGCCCCCCUCAUGUCAUGAGGGGUCGGGGCUAUGAUGUAAUCAUCUCCCGGCUCCAGCAUUGGGAACAGUUUGUUCCAAACGCUGAGCAGCGAAGUACCCCUUUAAGGGCCUAUGUGCAAACUUUACCAAGAUAGAAUUGUUGGAUUACAUCAUUUUUGUCUCUUUAAGGUAUGAUAAUAUUUACAGGUGUGGUCUGAUAUGACACUGGCUUUUGGCACAAGAGGACAUAAUAAUGCUUCCACCGCUUACACUAUAAAAACUCUCUGAGGCUACUUUUGGAUAGUGUUACUUAUUGGUGCAAGAUCAUUGACUUGUAGACAUGUCUCUAUAAAGCACUCUAUAAAACACUCGCAUUGCCCAAUUGACAGACUAUCAGAGGGGGUGCAUACAUUUUUAUUUUUUUUUGAGAAGCAGCAUUGUUGUUUCAAUAGAUUGCCCACGAUCUGCAAAAUUCUGACUAAGCUGUUAGGAGGUGUUGGGAACAGUGGUUAAGGGAGGGCAGUGGUCACAUGGCGAACAGGCCCAGACGGACCCCCCAGUAGAGAGGAGCUCCCACAGUUUUCUUAUCCACCAUCCAGACACUAAUAGCAUAUUUUAUUUAACACCCCUUUCUCUUCCCAGACCAUUUUCAGGCGAUUAACAGAGGAAAAUGUGUCAAGGCGCCCAUUACGUGUCCAGCUGUUGAAAGACAGUCAUUCCCACCUUCAUUUGUAGUGGUCUUGUGAAUGAGAAACCUGGACUGGUACCAUAUUGUCUUUAGCGACAAAUCAGGUUCUGUUUGGGAUCUGACAACGAUCGGGUUCCAGUAUGGAGGCCUCAUGCAGAGAAGACACAGCAUAGGAAAUGUGAAGGUGGAAAUGCAGUUUGUAGAUUCCAGUCAAUGUUUCGUUUUUUUUCGCACAAUGUAGCCCACACCUCCCAUUCAUGCAACGCUCCUGAUUCCACAAGGAGUCUUGCCAAUGUGCAUGAAUUACAUAGAGGAUUUUACGCUAUAGAGCAUGAAACUGGAUCUGACACAGAGCAAAAAACAGGAACAGCAGUUCUGCUCUAUACAGGUCACAUCAGAAAAUGGCGCCCUCUUUAUCAUCAAUCCACUCUUUCUGCAUGAACAUGGAGACAAAUGGCUCACACAUAUGUCAGACAUAUCUGCGAAAGAGAAAAGAAAGAGUGUGCCCUGGUGUUCUCAAAGAAAGCUUGAAAAAAUCCACCCUGAACCAGCAAUGGAAGAUAUAAAUGGCCACCAUCACAGUUAUACAGAAGAACAAUCAAAUGUUAAUGAGGCGUGCAACACAGAAGACUUGGAUACAUCCAUUAACCAGGAGACGGCUGAAGAGGCGAGUCGUGAAGUCCUAGACCAUUUUGGGUCACCUUUACAGGACUCAGUAUUUGUCAGGAAAUCUGUUGUAAGAAAACGUAAUGGGUCCAAUAAAGAUCGCUUGACACAAUUCCAAGAUCCAGAGGAAGGCUCCGAUGAUAGGCAUAGCACACCUUGGAUAGUCCAUGGGAAGAGACAUUCCGUAGUUCCCCACAGAGUUUCAUGGAUUGAGGAACAAGAACAUAUUUCAGGCACCACUUUGACAAAGGCAAAUUCGGACUCCUCUCUAAACUCCUCAGACAGCUUCUUACUGCCGCCAUUGCCAGAGCUGGACUCGGUUUCUAUCAGCAGUAUUGAAGAAGAGGGGGAGUGCAGCUCCCUGAGGCAUAACCGGAAGCAUUCACAUGGACUUGGGGACAUGGUCAGACAUAGCCUUCUAGCAGUCAGUACUGCACUCACUGGACUUGUUUCCUCGGAAAAGUAUCUUAAAAACAGAAUCCAGCUGCUUACAGAAGACUCAUCUACAUAUAUUGGAAGUACAGUACAGACAUUCAUAUUCCAAAUGAAAAAGGCGCCUGUACAGUAUAUCUCUACCACAGAAAUGCUACAAGCCGUACGCCAGCAGAUCACCAACAUCAAGAACUGUCUGUACACCAGCAAUGACAUUUUGGAAGUUGUGGAGCAUCAAGAAAUGGAUGACUCAACAAUAGCUUUUAUCAUCGAAACCUCCCUUUACAAGUGUCUGCUGAAACCUCUGAAAAAUGUCAUUUACUCACAACUCCUGGAAAUGCGCAACAGAGAUGGAUCCUUGGUCAGAUUGCUAGAUAACCAAAAGAAGAUGAAGGCUAGCUCUCUUACGGAACAGAGACCUCGUGCGGGAAUACCUGGACCGAGCACUAUGGAGAAGAUUCAACAGAAGUUGUCCCUCAUGCACAUGGCCUAUUCUCCAGAGAAGAAGAUACGGCUCUUGUUGAAAGUAUGCAAACUCAUUUAUGAGGCCAUGGAAAGCCUCAGUGAAAAGAAAGAAGCCUUUGGUGCCGAUGACUUCCUACCAGUUCUCAUCUAUGUUCUGCUGGGUUGUGACCUAACCUCUCUGCAGCUGGAUGUAGAGUACAUGAUGGAGCUCUUGGAUCCUAUACAGCUUCAGGGAGAAGGUGGUUACUAUCUGACUACUUUGUUUGGAGCCUUGUAUCAUAUAAGCAGCUUUAACACAGUGACAAGGCAACUUAGUCUGGAGGCCCAGAAUUCUAUUCGCCAAUGGCAGCGCAGACGGACUGUUAAUUACAAACAUCAUUUUCAAAAACAAAGAAAAUUUACCACUGACACAUAGAAAAAGACGUUACUCAUUUAGUGGCCCCUAAUUCUUGUACUGUCAAGCUGAACUGCUCCCUCCUCCUUCACCUGAAAUGCUCCUUC
Molecule: messenger RNA, 3532 nt
Organism: Hyla sarda
Lineage: Eukaryota; Metazoa; Chordata; Amphibia; Anura; Hylidae
Product: ras and Rab interactor 3-like
Exons: 8
Coding region: 1800-3446 (548 amino acids)
Biological process (GO): vesicle-mediated transport
Cellular component (GO): endocytic vesicle; cytosol
Molecular function (GO): small GTPase binding; guanyl-nucleotide exchange factor activity
Source: RefSeq, a predicted model, not a curated record